AGGUGCCUAAGUGUCUGUGCUUCUAAGUUGCAGCCCAAGGGCAAUAGUACUGUAUCCUCUAACCUGUUAUACUGGUUCAGUGUGCAUGUUUACUUUCUGUGGUGGGAAAAAUAUCUCUGCAUUCAUCAACCUCAGCCAUGCCUGUGAGUGCCUUGAAAUCAUUCUAAAACCUCAAAGAGGACUAACCAGUUUGCAACUCUUCCUUUUCGGCCUCUAGAACUUUAACAGCAUUCUCAAUUAAGGAAAUGCAAGAAACUCUUAUUUAAUCCAUCAGUGUUGCAGUCGAAAGGUCUACAAUAGCCCUUAAUGGGAGGUGCUAACAGUUGAAGACCUGAGGCAUUUUGGAGUUGAAAUGUAGAUACUGAAGUAACAGGGCAUUUUGGAGUUGAAACUACCAGGUGCUCUGCUGGAGAGGUCUCAUAGACCUAAGAAUAAAAUCAAGCACUUUUGGAGCAAAUAACAUUGCAGAGAAUGUCAAGGCCUGAAAUCCCAGGUAAAAAGAUGGCCUAUCAGAAAGUCCAUGCAGAUCAAAGAGCUUCAGGACACUCACAGUACUUAGACAAUGAUGACCUUCAAGCCACUGCACUUGACCUGGAGUGGGACAUGGAGAAGGAAUUGGAGGAGCCUGGUUUUGAUCAAUUCCAUCUGGAGGGUGCUGAGAAUCAGAACCUGGGGCACUCAGAGACUGAGGACCUUAAUCUUGAUUCCAUUCAACCAGCAACUUCACCCAAAGGAAGGUUCCAGAGACUACAAGAAGAGUCUGACUACAUUACCAGUUAUACAAGAUCUGCACCAAAGAGCAACCGCUGCAACUUUUGCCGCCUUUUGAAAAUACUUUGCACAGCAACCAUUUUAUUUAUUUUUGGAGUCUUGAUAGGUUAUUAUACUCAUAAAAAUUGCCCUUCAAAUGCUACAUCUUCAGGAACAGAUGAUCCUCUUCUAUACCAAGAGAUUCUCAAGGCAAUUCAAGCAGAAAAUAUUAAGAAGAUGUUCAGAAAUCUGGUCCAACUGUAUAAAAGUGAAGAUGACACAGAAAUUUCAAAGAAGCUUAAGACUCAGUGGACUUCUUUGGGCCUAGAAGACAUACAGCUUGUAAAUUACUCUGUGCUGCUUAAUCUGCCAGGCCCUUCUCCUAGCACCGUAACUCUGAGGAGCAGCGGCCAAUGCUUUCAUCCUAAUGGCCAGCCAUGUGGCGAAGACGCCAGAAAAGAUAGCAGCCAAGAUCCGCUCUACUCAUACGCAGCCUAUUCUGCCAAAGGAACUCUUGAGGCUGAAGUCAUUGAUGUGAGUUAUGGAACUGCAGAUGACUUAAAAAGGAUUAAGAAAAUGAAAAACACAACAAGUCAGAUUGCACUCCUGAAAUUAGGAAAAUUGCCACUACUAUAUAAGCUCUCGUUACUGGAAAAAGCUGGAUUUGGAGGUGUUCUUCUGUAUAUUGAUCCUUGUGAUUUACCAAAGACGGAAAAUCUUAGCUAUGAAACCUUCAUGGUGUCGCUGAAUCCAGGAGGAGAUCCUUCUACGCCUGGUUAUCCUAGUGUGGGUGGAAGCUUUAGACAAAACCGAUCAAACCUCACCUCUCUACUUGUACAGCCCGUCUCUGCAUCUCUCAUUGCAAAACUCAUCUCUUCGCCAGAGCAGAGAACCCAAAAUGAUGUCUGCAGGCCUCUCAAACUUCCAAGUGAUGGUAAAGUAUUGAAUGUAUUUCUGUGUGUCCUAUAGUUUUUGUAAGGAUGGAGAUUAUUCUCAGUUACUUAAAUUGACAUAUUUAGGAUUAUUCUUUUGAAAAAUAUUCACUUUUAAUUAGGUGAGCAUUUAAUUCUCUCCUGUGACCCUUUAAGGAACACUUUUGGAAGGUAAUUUUGAUGAAGAGUGGGAGUUGACAAAACUGAGAGAAUAGUGAAGGAAGAAAAAAAAAAACAUUCUGGAAUGAUACAGAGAAAAGUAGCUUUACAAAUAAAAUAUUUUGUACAUUCAUGAAAGCCUGCUUAACAUAGCUUCCCAGGUUCAGCUUCAGCAGUCUCGUUGCCUGCCAAGAUUCAGUGGAUAGAAGUCAGCUAUCUGGGGUACGAAGUCUUUUAGUAUAAAGCAUUAAAGCCUAAUUCCUGCAAUUGACUAAAAAAUCCCCCUGGCUUUAUGCACCAAUGCCCGAGAGAUGCUUCUGGUAAGGCAGUGCAGUUUGUCAGGCCUUGUUGGACCAUGUAGGAUAAAACUGAAGUAGUUAAGCUACCUGUGGCAGGAUGAAAGCCAUGGGCUGCAUCUUAUUUCUGCCUCCAGCCUCAGCAUUAGAGUUCUAAAGAAGAGAUCCUCUUUACAUAUGGUUAAAUUUGUAUCUGGUUGCUGUGAAGUACAGCUUGAGGGCUCUGUUUUUGUGUCCAGACCUGGGGCUCAGCUUCCCAUGUUUUAUCUCAGCUUGUCUUUCUCUUGACAACAAAAGCAUUACAAACACAUAUUUUGAUGAAGCCAAGAAAAAAAGAAAUAUCUGAAUAAGUUCAGGAUUGCCUUCUGUUAGAGAGGAUGUAGGCACAGUAUGCUUUCCAAAACUGUGUAGACUGAGAGCCUUCCAAACUGCUCAUCGAUUGAGGACCCACCCAUUGCCAUCAAGUUGAUUAUGACUCAUAGUGAUCCUAUAGGAUAGAGUAGAACUACCCCAUAGGGUUUCCAAGGAGUACCUGUUGGAUUUGAGCUGCCAACCUUUUGGUUAGCCGUAGCACUUAACCAC
Loxodonta africana (African savanna elephant) is the source of this 2719-nucleotide messenger RNA. It is a transcript of the gene NAALADL2, whose product is annotated as N-acetylated alpha-linked acidic dipeptidase like 2. The record is from RefSeq and is a predicted model, not a curated record. The transcript is spliced from 6 exons. Lineage: Eukaryota; Metazoa; Chordata; Mammalia; Proboscidea; Elephantidae. The coding region runs from base 472 to 1719 and encodes 415 amino acids.